Molecule: messenger RNA, 276 nt
Organism: Acanthocheilonema viteae
Lineage: Eukaryota; Metazoa; Nematoda; Chromadorea; Rhabditida; Onchocercidae
Source: the annotation of a GenBank genome assembly
AUGCGUGUUUAUUUUCGCGUGGAUGAAAUCAUGCAUUAUAAAAGUGAAAGUCCCGCAUCAACCAUACCGGUCCCAGACCCUCGCCUUCCUCUUCCCUCAACUCUCGUUACCCAUGGCAUCAUUCGCUAUCAUAACGACGCAGCGUUGGCUACUGCAGCGCUAUACCAACUUUCUAGUAUCAGUAAUGCACUUACGCUUGUUACCAUUGUAUGCAAUUAUUGCGGUGUUUACGAUUUGGCACGAUCACCGAUAUUGGCUAAGAAAGACGAAAUGUGA